UAUGCUCCUACAACUUGUGGACAAUAAUUGUAAAGAUUUAUGUAUUGAAAAUAAGAUAUGCUUAUAUUGUGAAAUAUCAUACACCAGCCCUCAAAAUUUUAAUAUAAAUUUUAGUUAAAGAGUCAAAUCAAUGAAUAAUAAAUAAUUUCUUGAAUAUGUACAAGUAGAUAAUGAAAUUUUAGCAAUUAUGAAUAUUUAAUGUAAAAUAUAAUAUUUAAUUACUCUCUAUGUAACAAUAAUCAUUAAAUUUUGCUAGGCGAUAAAUGCUAAAUUUCAGAAUGCAAGAAGUGCUAGACUAUAUUUGAAUUCAUAUACAAGAUUAUAUAUCAGUUUUCAAAUAAUCCAACAGCUUAAUAUUUAUUAAUCCAUUUAUUUCUAAAUAUUUUAAAACAUUUAUAUAGAUGAACUUUUUUAAUGUUCAGAAUUUAUUCAUCUCAUUUAUUCUUAAAAAUUAGCCUGUUUGAUAAAAACUGAUAAAGAUGUUAUUUAUUAGUAGAAAUGA
Paramecium sonneborni is the source of this 502-nucleotide messenger RNA. NCBI's taxonomy places the organism in Eukaryota, Ciliophora, Oligohymenophorea, Peniculida, Parameciidae. The record is from the annotation of a GenBank genome assembly.